UCCUAUGUCAAUGUCAUUAAGAAAAACAGACAUCUCAACUGAAAAUUUGUCUUCGCAAUGCCGAAAAUUAUGUGAAUUAAAUUAUCAAAUAAUAAAUCAAGAAAAUGGAGGAACAAGUUCACCUGACUUUUAAUGAGGAAGGAGAAGACUAUGCGGUCUUUGUAGAUAUAGGAACCGCACAUAUUCAAAGGAGGCAGCUAAGUUUAUCAAAGAGUUUAACCACUCCCACGGUAAAUUGGAAUUGUCAAAACUUCGGGAAGAGAGGAAAAUUCCAUCAGUCCCCGGUUCUCGCAACGCCACUCCCCGGGCUUCCAUCAAACACAACUUCCGCCCCGCCAGGUGACCCCGCCCCUUUGAUUUGGCCCCGCCCAUUCGAUUCCCCACUACCGCUGGACGCUAGCGAGGGCGGACUGUUUGCAGGAGGUUUUGUACCGCCCCCUCCACGACCCACCUUCAUCGACGAAUCAGCGACGCCCGACGGACCGACCACUUGCGACCUGUGUUCGUGGGCGUGGCAAAACACCGGCGGAGGGACGGGAUCGGGCGGUGGAGGGUAUGGCGUGUUUGACGCUGCUGUUGAAGUUCCUGGUGAGAUUGGAUGGGUGCUCACACUAGUGAUAGUUUCUCUUACGUCUGCUAUAAUUGGAGCCAUAGUUAUGAUAGUUGUAUUGCACUGUAAAAGGAUAAAGACAUCAAGUGAGAGUGAUCCUGACCACGGCGGCGUAUCCUUAGAACAAAUGGCUGCGGGCAGACAGCGACUGCCCAUCCCGGGCGGCCAACAAGAAGACAAGGAGAUAGUAAGCAGUGCAAUAUCUGUACUGACGGCCUUCCCUUCUGGGGGCAGCCAUCAUCGGUCGAGCAGCCCAGCCGCACAUUACCCUUCUGCCCAUCACCACCACCAAAACGCGACCAAUGGGGUUUGGUCCUGGUUGGCGAGGCGGAGCUCGGGGUGUCAGCAGCAUCAUCAGCAGUUCAGUUCGCCGACUACGUUGCCUGUUGAGAAUCACUACACGCAUAUGGAAGAUGGUUACAACAGCGUCAGUGGCCGAGCCCCCAGCACCGUCCCGGCAGGCGAUGAAGACGCUCUGUACGCCGAACUAGACCGCUCCGCCUCACCAUCGCCUUCUGAUGCCUCCCCUGCCUAUCAAAAUUCCGCCUACGCAGAUCCCGACGCUCCGCCCAGUGCUCCAAGCUCCGCCUACUACUCGGACCUGUCUACUCACACCGCGGGAGCGGUAGCGAUGCCCCCACCGCCUUUACCACCCCUACAACAGAGCAACGAACGAGCAUAUGAAGUGGUGGGGUUGGCAACGUUGCAUCCGGCAUGUUGGGGCGACUCUGGGCGGGGUAAAUUGGAAGCUAUUAGUGAACAUGGAACAGUGCCGUCGGACUAUGUGUAAUGCUACUUGGCAAUCUGCUCAAACGAUAUUAGUCAAUAUUUAUAUUCGUCUUGAGAGUCAGUGGAAAGGAACGGAGUGAUAGUUGUAGCCCUUUAGAGUUAUAGGAACAUAAUAUACAAAGUGUUGUUGAAGUGCUUGGCCAAACUUCAAAGAGUAGCUCUUUAAAGUUUUUUUGUGAAAACCUAUCAAGAAAAAUGGGUUCAGUGAAACGAAAAAUGAUCAUGACCAUAUAGGGCGCCCAAUUUAGAGCAUUAAUUUCUUUCUUUUGGUGAUUUGGGUUUUAUAGGCUCAUUUUUAUUGUCGGAUUCCAUUUGCGUUUUAAGCGAUACAUCUGCGCAUGCGAAACCUUGAAAACAAAGCAUUACCGUACGUCUUUUCAUUUCAAAAUCACCACCUCUUGAAGUUUAACCAGAUCAUUUAUUAAUUAUUUGCCUACCUUGGGCGCGGAUCUCUCAUAUACAUUUUGGAGUAACCUAUGCUAGAUUACAGAGGUUCUUAAGACAUAAUAACUGUAUUUUGCCGCUAAAACUGACUUUCCAUCAGAAAAUUAUUGCUCACAGUUGUAUAUACUGUAUAUAGUAUUUAUCGAGGUAUUUGUACAGGGUGCUUUCAAUGUUGAGAUUCUCCAGGAAAAAAAGUGUAUAACUUUUUAACAAUUGAAAUUUACUGAAUACGAUAUUUCCGAUACGGCCCUGUCACUAUAGGAUUCUACGAAUCAGUCGAAGUUGAAGCUGUAACCGUUUAAUUCAAAAAUAAAAUCCUCCUACUUCGCCAAGAAUAACCCUAUUUACUCUUAUACAUUUUAAUGACCUUUCACUUUCCCCUAAAGGCAAAAACAAAUUGCAAGAUGUUAAAACUGGUCACAGAGCGUUAUCUCUCAGCGGGUAUGCCUACUCUAUUUAUGUUACUCCAUGGGUCUAUUUUAUGUACAGUCCUCUGAUUAUCUUAUUUUUUAUCUUGAUUUAUGUAAUCACCUAUUGUCUCGUCACUCAUGUAGGUACCAAUAAGGGCACCUCGUACAGGAUCACAUAGAGUACAAUGUACAAUGAUAACAUACCUGGAGGCAUUAGUGUUGGAAGGAAGCUUUCACCAAAAGUAUUGUAAUAAACCGUUCCUUAGAUUCAAUGGAUAAAAUAUCUGAUAAGCAUUUUACUUACCCACAUCAUGCCAUCCCAGGUUUCACCAGAAAUGGAGCUAUGAUCGAAGCACAGUUCGGAGAUUUUCAAAAACACGUAUUUGUCCAACACUCUUUUUGAAACACGCAACACUGAUUUCGAAAUCGCGGCACUCGCGGCAUUUCUGUCGUGUUCGUGCAAUAAUCACUUACAACAACGAACUCUUAACUCCUACGGUUUUACGGGAUAAUUUUCACUCGAAAUGGACUUGACAAAGUGCUGUAAACACUAUCCUGAUCCUUGAAUGGACUAUUUUCGUUUUUUUAUUCAAAUUUUUAGGGCAAAAACAACUCGGUUGCUCUGUCGGUUGCAUGCCAUAACUGCGCAUGCGUAUAUUCUCGUAUUAGAAUUGGAGAACAGAAUCGCACUCAGGAAAAUUUUUCGAAGUCUACUAUUUUUUGGAGGCCCUAAAUGUUUAGUGUAAAAAAUGUUCCAACAUUGAAAGCAUUCAUAUUAUACGUAUAGUACCACACUAUACAUUCCAUUUUCCUUCUUUACCUGAACAUAAUGUGCAAUUUGAUACAUAUACAAAUAUGAUUGCUUAUAUAAAAAUGUCAUAAUGUAAGACAGUGCACUUUGCACUAAAAAUGUGAUAAAAUGUUUAUAUUGUGCAUAUGAUGCU
Molecule: messenger RNA, 3197 nt
Organism: Acanthoscelides obtectus
Lineage: Eukaryota; Metazoa; Arthropoda; Insecta; Coleoptera; Chrysomelidae
Source: the annotation of a GenBank genome assembly